UAUUUUUUGUUCAUCUUAUCCAAAAUCUUUGAUCCAUAAUCUUUUGUGUCUUUACACCCAGAAAGAGUUUGGAACGGAACAAAGAAAAGUUAAAAAAAGAAAGAGGAAAAUCAUGGCAAGUUGCAGUAUGACUUCUGCUGCCUCAGGAUUUUUGGGAGUACCGAAUGUCAUCCCCAGCACAAGCACAAAUCGAUGCAGCAUGUUAAUGUUGACAUCCAAGAAAAACAGCAAUUCAAGGCUGAGCGUACGGGCGGAGGAGGUAGCUGCACCCGCUGCAGCCACUGCUCCGGCGGCCAAGCCGCCUCCUAUUGGACCCAAGAGAGGAACUAAGGUUAGAAUCCUUCGCAAGGAGUCCUACUGGUACAAGGGUGUGGGAUCAGUUGUAGCUGUUGACCAGGAUCCCAAGACUCGCUACCCAGUUGUUGUGCGGUUUAACAAAGUGAAUUAUGCUAAUGUUUCGACAAAUAACUACGCCCUGGACGAGAUCCAAGAAGUUGUUUGAGUAUUUUUUCUUUCUUCCAUCUGUGGAGAAACAUUUCAAUAUUAUGUAUGAAUUUGUUCAUCCUUUAUUGGAGCAAUAUAAAAUUCAAGAUUUCGUACUUUAUUAUUAAA
This is a messenger RNA of Olea europaea var. sylvestris, 612 nucleotides long. RefSeq names its product photosystem I reaction center subunit IV B, chloroplastic-like. The record is from RefSeq and is a predicted model, not a curated record. Gene Ontology annotation, cellular component: photosystem I; photosystem I reaction center. Gene Ontology annotation, biological process: photosynthesis. The transcript has 3 exons. Bases 113 to 502 code for a protein of 129 amino acids. Lineage: Eukaryota; Viridiplantae; Streptophyta; Magnoliopsida; Lamiales; Oleaceae.